UUUCAAGAUGGACAAUAAUAUGAGUUCGGGCUACAGCGAGAAACUUCUAGGUGAUCAAAAGAUAAACCAAUCUGAAACAGGUAGUGGAAACCCUGAGUUAUCUCCCAGGUCAAGAGAGUUGCUUCGAGUUGAAGAUAAUGACUCCUUAGUGGCUCAUACAGAUGAGAAUUUCCAUAUUGAGGAUAAAAAGGAUUUGUUAGAAGACGAGCAAGACGAAAAUUCAAGGGACUUAGACCAAUUUUAUGAGGAUCCAACUGAUUAUCAAGAGAAUCAGCAGAAAAAGAGAAAUAAAGAAAUCAAAUUUUCAGAGCUUAAUUCCGAAAGUCAUGCUAGGGUAGAUUCAUUGAGACACACAUUUGCUGAUUUUAGGAAGGAUCCAGGUAAACUCAAAACAAAAGCUAUAUUAUAUAUCAUUCUGAGUCUUGUUGGGAUGGCUUACUCAAUGGCAUGCUUCGUUACUUCAGUGCAAGCAUACACCGCUAUUGGAAAGAAUCCUCUUGCUUUAUCUGCUCUCAUCCAUAAUUGGGUAUCCACUCCAAUUGUUGAUAUAAAGACCAUUGAAGAUGACACUUGCUCUUCAGGCUAUACACAAAUGAUUGACCGGAAAUGGCCAGGCACGAAAGCUGGCUGCAACUGCAAUGGAGAAAUUAGUAUUAAAGACGGUAGCUGAGGCAGUGGCUGAGAGAAAAUAGAAUCUCAGGAACCCAUCCCCUUCACUAAAUUCUUCGGCAAAACAAUUUGUAUCAAAAGAUCAGGAACAAAUAUUCUCAAUGCUGUCCGUCCAGACCCUCAGGAUCGAACGAGAUGAGAGGAAAAUUAUAAACCAUGAGGAAAUGGAGGGUCAAGUCAUGAAGUAUGUGUGCUAUCCUCAUCUGAUUGACCCAUUGAUGACAUCCAGAUUGCUAAAGAGUCGCCAGGAGAUGGCUACCAAUCUAGCCCCCUUGGAGAUGACUAUCAAAUUUGGUUCACUAAUUCAGCAGACUCUCUACCAAUCGUUGAAUUCGAGCUGGCAGAGGACCAUGUGUGUAUAUUCCCUGAUGAGUUCUACAUUGAUCCUAACAUAGAGCAAUAUCCACUACUAAAUAAAUGGAAACUUGACGGCUGCACGAGAAAAAUCAGGGAUGUCACUAAGGACACAAGAUGGGCCCCCACUGAGUCAAGGACAAUGCAAGAUCUUAUUGAAGAGAAUCCCGAGAUAGCCGAAGCAGUUAAGGAUCUGCCAGGAUAUACCGUACCAAAUACACCCUUGACUCUGUUCACCCAUUCUUAUGUUGACUGGGAUCUGAAAUGCCAGAAUUCAGAUGAAGCAGAGAUGGGAAAAAUUGCUGAGAAAAAUAACCCAAUCAACACUCUUGCUAAUAUCCAGUUGCUUUACAUGAUUAUUUGAUUCCUGUCUCUCCUAGUAAUUGGUGUGAUCUCCCCAGGAUUUGUCAUUUACAAGCAAACUUUGCUCCUCAUCGGUAGAAGAGAGGCUGAAAAAGAUCUUAUCGCAAGUAAUGGUAUGAGGCUGAUCGGAUGCAUCUUUAUUGUCCUUAAAGGAGCCUUCCUGAUCUCAUCCAUAGUAAUAAUGAACAACUUCAUCAGCCUUGUAAAUUACGUUGAUAGAGAACAAUGCACUGAUGAGAUAACGCUACAAAUAUUCCUGUUCCUCAAAGAUGUCCUUAAACGGGCCCUCUCCAAAAAUAUUAUCGGAGUAAUAGCAGUGGGAAUUAUAGCAGUAUUUGAAAUCUUAGCCACACUUAUUCUUUGCACCCUCUCCUGCAAAAUGAAGAAAGACACACAUCAGAAAUUUAACUUUGUAGACGAUGCUUCCAGCAAGAAGGACAAAUAGCUGAAUUCUAUACCCUCUUUAUUAUACCUCAACCUUUUCG
This is a messenger RNA of Moneuplotes crassus, 1871 nucleotides long. Lineage: Eukaryota; Ciliophora; Spirotrichea; Euplotida; Euplotidae. The record is from the annotation of a GenBank genome assembly.